Molecule: messenger RNA, 1587 nt
Organism: Lepus europaeus (European hare)
Lineage: Eukaryota; Metazoa; Chordata; Mammalia; Lagomorpha; Leporidae
Gene: LMAN1L
Product: lectin, mannose binding 1 like
Exons: 14
Biological process (GO): Golgi organization; endoplasmic reticulum organization; endoplasmic reticulum to Golgi vesicle-mediated transport
Cellular component (GO): Golgi membrane; COPII-coated ER to Golgi transport vesicle; endoplasmic reticulum-Golgi intermediate compartment
Molecular function (GO): D-mannose binding
Source: RefSeq, a predicted model, not a curated record
AUGCCGGGGACCCGUGGGCCAGGGCCCUCGCUCGGCCUCCUCCUCCUCCUCCUCCUGGGCCCUGCGGGGGGCCGUGCUCCACGUCGCAGGUUUGAGUACAAGCUCAGCUUCAGAGGACCGGGACUGGCACCGCCUGGGGCUGGGAUGUCUUUCUGGAGCCACCACGGAGACGCCAUCCUGGGCCUGGACGAAGUACGCCUGGCGCCGUCCCUGAGGGACCGGGGUGGUGCCGUGUGGAGCAGGGCCCCUGUCCUGCUGUCUGCCUGGGAGGUGGAGGUGCAGCUGAGGGUGACGGGACCGGGGCGCCGGGGGGCCCAGGGUAUGGCCGUGUGGUACACGCGGGAAAGGGGCCGAGUGGGCUCUGUCCUGGGGGGGCCAGCCUCGUGGGACGGCGUCGGGAUCCUCUUGGACUCCUCGGCCGGGGACGCCCAGGACAGCCCUGCCAUCCGCGUGCUGGCUGGUGAGGGGCACAGCCCCAGCACAGAGCUCGGGUAAGGGGCCAGCCGGGUGCUGGGCCUCUGUCGUCGGGACUUCCGGAACCGGCCAUACCCCUUCAGAGCACGGAUCACCUACUGGGGACAGAGACUGCGUGUAUCCUCCAACAGCGGCCUCACUCCCCAUGACCCCGAUGAGGUCUGUGUCGAGGUGGGGCCCCUGCUAUUGGCCCCUGGAGGUUUCUUUGGGGUCUCGGCAGCCACUAGCACCCUGGCAGAUGACCAUGACGUCCUGGCCUUCCUGACCUACAGUCUGCACCAGCCGGGCCCGGAGGCUCCCCCAAAGCCGCUCCCAGAGUUGGAGCAGCUCCGCCUGGCCAGGCAGCUGGAGGCGCUGCAGGCAACCUUGGCCCUGGGCGCUCGGGAGGAUGUCAUUCCGAAGUCGGACGCCGGUGCCCAGGGCGGGGAAAGGUUCCUUGACCUGGAGGAGAGCCUCAGCCGGCACAGCCGGGUCCUACAGGCCCUCGGGGGUCUCUCUGAGCAGCUGGCCCAGGCACGGAGGCAGUGGAAGCAGCAGCUGGGGUCCCCAGGCCAGGUCCGGCCAGAGGGAGGCUGGGCCCUGGACCCCUCCUGCCAGAUUCCAUCAUCCAUCCCCAAGAGGGGCGGCCACCUGGACCCUGGACAACGGGCUGGCCUCCUGCAGGACUCUGCCCAGCUCAGCACCCUGCUCUGUGGACAGCGGACUCUGCUCCAGGCCCUGCGAGAGAUGCGGGACGCUGCGGCUCUGAUGGCCUCGGGAGCGCGGGUCUCCUUCCUGCCCGUGGGCACCAAGCACCACUUGUCAGAGCUGGAGCAGACCCUCGGGCUCCUGCAGACGGACCUGCGGAGUGUGGUGAAGACAGCGGUCCAGGCCCCCUGCCCGCCCAGUGCGUGCCCAGGGGUCUCCUCCUGCCUGCGGCCCAGCGUCCUCCUGCUCUUCCUCCUCGCCCAGACUGUGGCCUUCUUCUGCUACGUCCACUUCAGACAGGAGCUGGACAAGCGCUUCCGGGAGUGUCUGUCCAGAGGCGGCCUUCCUCAGGGCCCUGCCCCACGCAUCGGGAGCGCCCUGGGGGCUCUCAGGAGGCAGCCCGUCUCCCCCAGCACGCAAGCCUGA